Vanessa tameamea is the source of this 860-nucleotide messenger RNA. RefSeq names its product caspase-1-like (gene ICE). The transcript has 6 exons. The coding region runs from base 28 to 849 and encodes 273 amino acids. The record is from RefSeq and is a predicted model, not a curated record. Gene Ontology annotation, molecular function: cysteine-type endopeptidase activity. Gene Ontology annotation, biological process: proteolysis. Lineage: Eukaryota; Metazoa; Arthropoda; Insecta; Lepidoptera; Nymphalidae.
ACAAUUAUUUCUCUUUGUUGUAAGAAAAUGGAUGAAACUGCAACAGAUGGGCCAUUUAACCUAAAUUCCUCGAAUUCAAGAUCCGUUUUGGAGGAUGCACCGAAAUUGGAACCAGAAAUUUUGUAUUAUAAUAUGACAGGUGAAAAGUAUUUAAUUAUAUUCAACCAUUACAAGUAUAAGAAAACAAUGUAUUAUGGUUUGAAACGCCCAUCACCUAGAACAGGUACAAUGGAAGAUGUUGCAAAAUUGAGAAAGGUUUUUGAAAAUUUGAACUAUAAAGUAAUCGUUCACCAAGAUCUGGAACACGCAGAAAUCCUGGAAAAGGUCAUGGCACUAAGUAAAGAAGACCACAAAGCGACGUCGUGUCUGUGUUUCGCGUUUCUGUCGCACGGGGAGAAAGGGGGAGAGCUCUUCGCGGCGGAUAGACCGUAUCAAUUGAGAGAAGUUACGGUGAUGCUAGAACAUGGUCACUCGAGUCUCGUUGGCAAGCCAAAAUUAUUUUUCAUACAGGCGUGUAGAGGAGAUCAGAUUGACAGUGGGCGGAGGGUCGAGUUAGAUGGCGCUGAAACGUCCAUCAUCAUUCCAACUCAUGCGGAUUUUCUUAUACUAUACUCCAGUGUUGAAGAUUAUUUAUCAUUUAGAGAUAGAGAAGGAUCGUUCAUGAUACAAGAGCUUUGUGACGUCAUCGACGAGUACCACAAGGAAUGGGAUAUUUUACACAUAAUAACGCUGGUUCAUCGUAGGGUCGCAUAUUAUAGGAGCACUUUCGCGCCAUCUAACCCAUCGAUACACGAUAAGAAACAAAUGCCCGAGACUCGUUUUUCUUUAACGAAAUUAUUUAAAUUUUAAAAAAAUAAAAA